Molecule: messenger RNA, 4039 nt
Organism: Anolis sagrei ordinatus
Lineage: Eukaryota; Metazoa; Chordata; Lepidosauria; Squamata; Anolidae
Gene: ECT2
Product: epithelial cell transforming 2
Biological process (GO): nervous system development; activation of GTPase activity; intracellular signal transduction
Cellular component (GO): nucleus; cell cortex
Molecular function (GO): GTPase activator activity; guanyl-nucleotide exchange factor activity
Source: RefSeq, a predicted model, not a curated record
AGACGGGCAGGGAGCGGACGCUCGCUUUUUGAAUUGCGUGCUGCGGGUGACUCUCGAAUGGCGGCUUUGCAGGGAAGAGGCGCCUCAGCAUUAGCGGACUGAAUGCUGUAGAAGGAAAAUAUUAUUUUAAUUAUGGCUGACAAUAGUACACUUAUCGCCGAAACGGGGAAGAGCAUCUUGGCAGAUUCUUCUAUUCUUGACUCCAGAAGUACCGAAACCUCAAAGGACAACAUAUUCACACGAUCUGCUUCUGAUGGGGAAGCAGAGGAAAUGCCCCAGGUUGAAACCAGAGUCGUUCUAGUUCAGGAAGCUGCAAAUUGUGAAGAACUUCUGAAAGCUUUAGAGACUGUUAAGAUAAUGGAAGUUCCAGUGAUAAAGAUAAAAGAAAUUAGUUCUGGUAAAUCGGAAGAAAAAGUAAUAAAAAGUAUUAUACAAAUGGAAAUUAAAGUGCCCUACAUAAGGACGGACGCAGUGGAUGAGUACCAGGACUCUGAUUCACUGGAGUUUGAGACGGUUUUUGUGGUAGCAGACUUUCAAGACUCUGUUUUCAAUACGUUGUACAAGGCAGAGUGCCGAAUCCUUGGGCCUCCAAUAGUACUGCAGUGUGCUAGAAAAGGCGAGCCUCUGCCUUUUUCAUGUCGUCCACUUUACUGUGGAAGUAUGAUGGAUCUUGUGUUGUGCUUCACAGGCUUCAGGAAGAAAGAAGAAUUGGUUAAACUGGUGACUUUGGCACAUCAUAUGGGAGGCAUUAUUCGUCGGGAUUUUUGUUCAAAGGUUACUCAUCUAGUGGCUAAUUCAACACAAGGAGACAAAUUCAGAGUCGCUGUGAGUCUUGGCACCCCAAUCAUGAAAGCAGAGUGGAUCUAUAAGUCUUGGGAGAAAAGAAAUGAUAUCGACUUCUGUGCUGCUGCUGAGGAAUUCAGGAAGGAAUUUAAAGUCCCCCCAUUUCAGGACUGCAGGUUAAGUUUUCUUGGAUUCUCUGAUGAUGAGAAGAAGAAUAUGGAAGAAAUGACAGAAAUGCAGGGUGGACAACAUUUGCCUGUUGGUGAUGAAAAGUGCACUCAUCUUAUAGUUGAAGAAAACACAGUAAAAGACCUUCCAUUUGAACCAUCUCAAAACCUUUAUGUUGUAAAGCAGGAGUGGUUUUGGGGAAGCAUUCAGAUGGAUGCCAGAGCUGGAGAAUCUAUGUACUUAUUUGAAAAGCCAGACAGUUCCGAAUUGAAAACAUCGGUCUCGCAACUGUCUCUGAAUACUCCAAAUAGCAAUCGCAAGAGGCGCCGCUUGAGGGAGACCCUUGCCCAGCUCACCAGGGAAACAGACAUGUCCCCCUUCCCACCAAGGAAAAGGCCAUCGGCUGAGCAUUCUCUUUCUAUAGGAUCCUUACUUGACAUUUCCAACACGCCUGAAUCAAGUGUGACUCAUGGAGAAACUCCAAAGUCAUCUGCAAAGCCUUCCAAAAACUCAACGCCUCUUCUACCAAAGCAGUCUGCAAGGUGGCAGGUUGCAAAGGAGCUGUAUCAGACAGAAAGCAACUAUGUAGAUAUCCUGACAACCAUAAUCCAGGUCUUUCAAGUGCCUUUGGAACAGGAAGGACAGCUUGGUGGCCCCAUCCUUGCAUCAGAAGAAAUCAAAACCAUUUUUGGAAGCAUUCCUGACAUCCUUGAUGUACACAUCAAGAUAAAGGAGGACCUUGAAGACCUUAUGAUAAAUUGGACUGAAAGCAAAAGCAUUGGCGAUGUCAUCCUGAAAUAUUCAAGAGACUUGCUGAAAACGUACCCUCCAUUUGUGAACUUCUUUGAAAUGAGCAAGGAAACCAUUACCAAGUGUGAAAAACAGAAGCCAAGGUUUCACGCUUUCCUGAAGAUAAAUCAAGCUAAACCAGAGUGCGGCCGCCAGAGUUUGGCAGAGCUCCUCAUCCGUCCUGUUCAGAGGCUUCCUAGCGUUGCUCUUCUUUUAAACGACCUCAGGAAACAUACUGCAGAAGACAAUCCUGACAAGGCGACUCUUGAGAAAGCCAUUGAGUCACUAAAGGAAGUGAUGACGCAUAUUAAUGAAGAUAAAAGGAAAACCGAAGCACAGAGGCAGAUUUUUGAUGUUGUUUAUGAAGUAGAUGGUUGUCCAGCCAACCUCUUGUCAUCUCACCGAAGUCUAAUUCAGCGGCUGGAAACGGUGGCACUUGGUGAUGACCUCUGUGACAGAGGGGAGCAGGUCACGCUGUUCCUUUUUAACGACUGCCUGGAGAUUGCAAGGAAACGACACAAAGUCAUUGGUGGUUUCAAGAGCCCGCACGGCCACACCAGGCCCCCAGCCUGCCUCAAGCAUGUCAUCCUCAUGCCGUUGUCUCAGAUCAAGAAAGUGCUAGACAUCCGAGAGACAGAAGACUGCCACAAAGCAUUUGCAUUGAUUGUGCGACCCCCAACAGAACAGACCAACUUGCUGUUCAGUUUCCAGAUCACAACCGAGGAGCCUCCCAAAGAGGACUGGCUGAAGAUGCUCUGUCGGCACGUGGCCAACACAAUAUGCAAAGCCGACAGUGAAAAUCUAAUUUAUACAACUGAUCCUGAUUCCAUUGAAGUAAACACUAAAGAUAUGGACAGUACAUUGAGCAGAGCAUCCCGGGCCAUAAGGAAAACAUCCAAAAAGGUUACCCGAGCCUUCUCUUUUUCCAAGACGCCCAAGAGAGCCCUUCGAAGAGCAUUGAUGGCACACAACAAUGUGGACGGAAAGAAUUUCUGCCCAACGAGCGACAGCUACUUAGGAGGGCGCCUUGCCAGUACUUCAUCCCUAGCGGGCAUCCACUCCCCUUCUUUGAUCAACCUGCCGUCGGUGUUUGAAAAAAGGAGUCAUACCUUAAGUCGAUCGACUACUCAUUUGAUAUGAACUUGGUGGAAAAUGGACUCGCAACAUAAAAUUGUGGCUGGCCAAAAGGUGGUUUGGCUUCCCAAGCAAUCCCUUACUGACAUGAAUGGAGGUACUUAGCUAGCACUUAGUGGCAGUUAGUAAACUUGUAGAUAACACUAAGGUGAGCAUCAAGAGUUGUCUGAUUUGUCUACAAAACAAAGUAAAGGACUGGACCUUGGUUUGGGUAAUAAGCUUUUUCUUUGCACAUGUUACUCUGUCAGCAUAAUCAAAAUAUUUUGCUCUAUGUAAAGACUUCAUAAAUAAAAUGGUAUUUGAAUGCGUUUGGUGAAAUUUGAAAGUUAAUCAAUGGUAUACCAACUGACUGAGGAUGGUGAAUUUUGUUCCUAAAACAGUAUUUUUUAAUAUAUUUUGACAGCAUAUAUUGUGAGUUUCAUUCAUCUGCAUGAACGAAUUUCUACAGUAAAAAUCAUGCUGAAUUUUUGAAGUACAGAAAUCAACCUGUGUUUGUAGGAUAUAAAAAAUGAGGUUUUUACAUGCCUGAAUAUUUUUUUAUUCCUUCAUGGCACUGUGGAGAUGUUGGUGUUUCAGUGGAAAACAUAAAAUAUUUUCACCAGUUUUUCAACUGAUUUAAUGUUCAGCUGCUAGGUUUAACAAAAUUAAAAUUUUCCCAAGAUAGGAACUGCUCUAAAAAAAAAUCACUUGAUAAUUGUAUUUAUAAUCUUUGAUGGAGACCAUUUUAAAAAGAAGCAGUUUCUAAAACAUAAUGAAACACUUUUAAUUCAUACUGCUCAUGCACAGAUUUCAGUAUGGAGAUAAAAUGUAGAUUUGACUUCAAUAUCUACUGCUGCUAUUUUUUUUUAUUCAAAGGCCUUUAUAUAAAUUCCUUUGGAACAUUCGCUUUGUGGUUUUUCUUAUACUUCUGGUAUUUUCCCUUGCAGCAAAACAUCUAUGGAAUAAUCAGGUUUCGUAAUAUAAUUUUAACACUUUCUGUGGAAAUUAAUCUUUUACUUGCUCUGUGUAUUAGGGAGAAAUAGUGGGUGCAACUUCUAGCUUCUCAUUCCUUUAACCACAGAUGCUACUUGUAUUCUGGCAUAAUUUGUGACACUUAUUCUGUAUCUUUUAAAAAUUCUAUAUUUGCAGAAACAUUUGUAAAUAAACUGUUUAUGUUAACAUUGAA